AUGGGUUCCGACGGUUCUUCUUGGACUCCACAGUCUGUGCUGUCCACCCUCCCCCACCCACCAGAGGAGAACUCCACAUCCCCCGUCGCGUUCUUCCACCUUAUUGAGCGGUUGAAGACCACUAAGCGCGAAGGCUGGCGCCGAUUCGGAAUCGACCAUGGCGAGUCCAUCUCUGACCACAUGUAUCGCAUGUCGAUCAUGACGAUGAUUGCUCCGGCCGAGCUGGCUUCCAAGCUGAACAUCCCGCACUGUACUAAGAUGGCCCUUAUCCACGAUAUGGCUGAAUCGUUAGUCGGUGAUAUCACCCCCGCUGACGACCAUAUCCCCAAGGCCGAGAAGGCUCGCCGUGAGGCCGCCACUAUGGAGUACAUCGUCAAGAACCUGUUAGGGAAUGUCCCCGGCGGCGCACUCUCCGGCGCGGAAAUCAUGCGCGUAUUCCAGGAAUACGAGGAUAAUGAGACGUUGGAGGCACAGUUUGUGCACGAUGUUGAUAAGAUGGAGCUGUUGCUUCAGUUUAUUGAGUACGAGCGUACUCAUAACGUCGACUUGGAGGAGUUUGAGGGCGUCGCCGGGAGAGUCCAGCUUCCUGAGAUGAAGGUCUGGGCUGCUCAGAUUGUUCAAGAGCGUCCCAAAUAUAACAAGAAAGCAGAAUAG
Penicillium malachiteum is the source of this 654-nucleotide messenger RNA. Its product is annotated as HD domain-containing protein. The transcript is spliced from 2 exons. Gene Ontology annotation, molecular function: 5'-deoxynucleotidase activity. The record is from RefSeq and is a predicted model, not a curated record. Gene Ontology annotation, cellular component: cytoplasm. Bases 1 to 654 code for a protein of 217 amino acids. NCBI's taxonomy places the organism in Eukaryota, Fungi, Ascomycota, Eurotiomycetes, Eurotiales, Aspergillaceae.